AGCAAUUUGCGGCCCCUGCUACGCGCAAUAUCUGCCAUCGUACACUCCUUUGGGCGCAGACCACCUAAUUACAUUCUUCUUACCGCCAUGUCCCGUACCGCGCUCUCCGCGGCGCUGCUGGGAUUCACUGGCCGCGCCGUCUUUGGCCUCCAGUCGGAGCAGCCGGAUCAGCCGGACGUCUUGGAUUGGGUUGGCAUCGAGGAGUGGCAAGGCGUCGGGUUGCGCGUUGACGGCCUUUCCAGGUAGUCCCGACUGGUCUCAACAGGCCACCCCGAGUAGUCCCAACUGGCCUCAGCAGGCCCCCCGAUUGGUCAAGGCCGGUCUCAACACCCUACGCCGCUUCGGCGGCGGCCCUGGGACGCUCCGCGCCCGAGGGUGAGUGUGUUGAGACCGCCUUGGACUACUCGGAGGCCCUGUUGAGGCCAGCUGGGACUGCUCGGGGGGCCUGUCGAGGCCAGCCGGGAUGGGGGGGGGGCUGUCUGUGAGCAUCCCGAAGCCUUACCAUCGAGGAGUUCCGCACAUGGGGGGACACGUUGAAUUUCGACGAGCUCGAGUACACCGCCAAGACGGAUGAGAUCAGCCAGGAAAGGGAGCUGAAGACGAGGCUGAAGGCCUCCGAGCUGUUCAAUCAGGAUGCCCUCGAGGCCAACACGCACAGAGCGGAGAUGGAAACCAAUGCGGGCAGCGAGCUCGAGGGUUUCGCAGAGCCCCUCAACGAGACCGAGGUCAGCGAGAUGGUCGACGCGUGGGAGUCCGUUCCGGGCAGCGACGUGACCUUCAGCUACGGCACCCAUUGUGGCGCGAGCGGCUGUCGCAGCAGUGGACACAAGAGGGGCCAGCCCUCCUUCCAGGAGAUGCACCGUAACGUUCUCGCCUCCAUUCGCGCGCUGCGCUUCUGCUUCGCCGACGUCAUGAUCGUGCUGGACGCCCCGCAUGCAGGCCACGACAAGCUUGGCCCGGAGACGCCAGGCAACGUCACCAGCCACUCGGUUGCACCACACAGUGCCACUGGAGGCGAGAUGGUGCUACUGAGCGGUCGGCGCAUCACGAGGUUCGGCGUGGACCUCGCGCUGAAGUCCGCGGCGGUGGCUACCGCCAGGGCCGCCGCCGAGCUGCUCCGCGAUCACUGCCCGACCGCAGCCCCGCAGUGGAGGGUGAAGGUCGUCGACUACGGCUCUCCCGAAAUGCUGAAGGAGGCUCUCGAGCAUUACGCCAUCCCUGAGGCGGAGAAGAAUUCCAGCUUCUACGAGAGGAUGUACGUGAACACCAUGGCGCUGGACCAGAACUUUCAGUGCAAGGGCCAGUACGUGUACCACAUGGACGCCCAGUGGCGCAUCUACAGGAGCAAUCACUCUCACGCCGCCCCAAACUUCAUUUCCAAGGCGCUCUCCCUCAUGAAGUCGGAUGAGAGGGUGUACAUGGCCUCGGUCAUCAACACCUUCAACCUGGAUCCCCAGAAGAACCCGUACAACAGGUUCGCCGUGAUUCCCGGGGCGGUGCACGGCAGCACCCCCGUGGAUCGCGUGAAAGGCAUGUUGCAAGGCUGGAGCCCGGAGCAGUGGCUCUCUCAGAAGCGCCCCCUGCGUGGCGAGGCUUUCCACGGCAAUUGGGAGAACAAGACCGACGAGAUGAACAAGAGGAUCCAGCUCUACCAGAUGAAUUGGGAUACAUGGGGCGGCAUCGUCACGCGCCACCAGUUCCUCAUGGACGUCAGUCGCAUGAGGGGCCUGUUCCCGAUGGAGGAGUGGGACACCGCCGCAGAGCACAUGUGGUCUGCCAACAUGAACAAGAAGUUCAAGGAUAGGGCUUUCCAGAUUUACUUCAACGAGACCGUCGGGGUGUUUGCCGGUCCCUCCGACGCCUGAGGGGGUGCGAUAGCGUUUGCUUGUAUGCGGGAGAUGUCGCUGGCCCAUGGGCUCGUUUCGUGCCACCCUCGCGGAGGUUUGCCCAGUACCUGGACAAAUGCCAACGUGGUUGAUGGUGCCGUGCAAACAGAUUGUGUAGGUGAUGACUCGCUCAUGAACUUCUGAGGCUGCCUCUGUCGAGGCUGCUCCCGCGCCCUCCCAGGAUACUCGAGGGACGAUCGGGUGUGUGCUGGGUACCGUCGUAGAUAAAGAAAGGAGUCUGCCUGCGGCAAGCGUUGCCGAUGUACCAGUGUAACACUGUGCACGCCUCUCUCCACCGAGCCCCACUGAGCCGUGGAACUGAACAGUGUGUUUGCCAGCGUCAGAGAGACAGAAAGAGAGAGCGUGAGAAAGAGA
This is a messenger RNA of Prorocentrum cordatum, 2261 nucleotides long. The record is from the annotation of a GenBank genome assembly. NCBI's taxonomy places the organism in Eukaryota, Dinophyceae, Prorocentrales, Prorocentraceae.